Necator americanus (New World hookworm) is the source of this 1866-nucleotide messenger RNA. RefSeq lists its product as uncharacterized. The record is from RefSeq and is a predicted model, not a curated record. The coding region runs from base 1 to 1866 and encodes 621 amino acids. The transcript has 18 exons. Gene Ontology annotation, biological process: coenzyme A biosynthetic process; apoptotic DNA fragmentation. Gene Ontology annotation, molecular function: deoxyribonuclease II activity; ATP binding; dephospho-CoA kinase activity. Lineage: Eukaryota; Metazoa; Nematoda; Chromadorea; Rhabditida; Ancylostomatidae.
AUGGUCAUUGUGGGCCUUACUGGUGGUAUAGCCACUGGCAAGAGUUCUGUGUCCGAAAUGCUGCAGAGACGGGGCUUGCAUAUAGUGGACGCAGAUCUCAUCGCUAGAAAAGUAGUGGAACCUGGCCAUCCAGCUUAUACGAAAUUGAGAAAGGAGUUUGGGUCGGAGUUCUUUGACGCAAACACGGGUGCUCUGGAUCGCACAAAGCUUGGCGACGUGGUAUUCAAUGAUGCAGAGAAACGUCGCAAGCUCAACUCCGUACUACAUCCUGCUAUUCGUUGGGAGAUGUUUCUGCAAAUCGUGAAAUAUAUUCUCUUCGGGAGUCAUAUGAUUGUGUUGGACACACCUCUUCUUAUCGAAUCAGGAUAUCACAAAAUACUAGGCACUGUGAUAGUUGUUUGGUGCGAAGACGAAGUGCAAAUAAAUCGCCUAAUGCUUCGAGAUGGUUUGAGCAAAGAAGACGCUGCUGCUCGGAUAGCUGCGCAGCUGCCUAUCAAGAAGAAAAUGGAACUGGCAACGAUACUUAUAGAUAAUAAUGGAAGUAAAGAGGAACUAGAACAGAAGGUGGAUGCGCUCGUUAGGGAACUGAACUCCAGAUGGACUCCGAUACUUUUCCGUGCAGGUGUAUACUCACUUAUUUUCGGCCCUGAUGGAGAGACUGACAGUGGUUGUGACCAUUACAAAGGCGUGGCAGUGUUCAGUUACGAAGUCGAAUUUUGGUUGAUCAAUAACGUCCCAGAUUUCCCAUCAGGACAAUUAUUGGAAAUUGAGCUUGAUCUCGCCUGUGUUCGUGAUCUACCACUCCUAAUUCAAAUUUCCAUGGAUAGACCCCCAAUGGACAAUUUUAUGUUUCGAUACGUUUCGAAACUGUGCAUUUUUCUAUCUCAAAGUGGGUCCAAAAAGAUGUUGAUGGUGUUUUCGCUAAUCUUGUCGUCUACUGGUUAUGGGGAUGCUAAUUUGGGUUGCAAAAAUAUGGAAGGGGACGAUGUCGACUGGUUUGCUGCCAUUAAGCUUCCUUCAAAAGGAGAUACAUUGAAGGGUAAAGGUUUUGUGUAUUUUGAUACAGCACAGAAUGACUGGAAAAUGAGCACUGAGCCAGUCGAUAGUGUCAAAUCUGCAAUUGGGGCUACUGUCAACCAACUUUACAACAUCGAUAAGAGGAACACGUUUACUAUCGCUUACAACGACGACAGCCCUGUGGCAAAAGCUGAGAGUGGUCGCGGUCACAGCAAGGGAGUGGCAGUGUUCAAUGGCGAAAUCGGAUUUUGGCUGAUCCAUAGUGUACCAAACUUCCCACCAAUCAAAAACUAUAGCUUUCCGCAAAGUGGUGAGAAAUAUGCGCAAUCGUUUCUAUGCCUUACUCUUAGUGUGGAUAUGCUGGAAGAUGUUGGGCAGUAUAUGCGAUUUGCACAAGUUACACCGUUUUUGUCCAACUUGCCAGAGUUACACAAAAUUUUGGCUCCUUCACUCGUAGAUGUCGUUAACAAAAAGUCUUUACCUCGAUCUGCAACUGUCUUCACAACAAUUCGUUCCAUACAAACACUCGGGGGUAAAAAAGCGGAAGGAUUCUCCAAACAUAAGAAGUUUGAUAAAGAUCUUUGGCACGAUUUUAUUGCUCCAAAUCUCAAAACUUCCAUGGCAGUUGAAACGUGGAGAUCAGGAGGUGCUAAUGACGUCGGAUCGCAAUGCGGCAUGAAACUAGAUGUAUACGACAUCAGCAAUGUGACCGUACUUGGGGACGUAAAUAGACAGGUAUCCCAGUUCAAACGCGGAGGUGGUGCUGUAUGCAUUGAGGACGAAAAGCUGUGGAUGACGUUCUAUCACUCUGUCGCCGGAUACGAGGAUUGUGCUGUGCCGGGCAACUGA